UCCAAUGCUCCUCUAGCCUUCAGCUCCACCUUGGCUCUUUCCCGAUUCCCCCGCUAUUUCUUCCAUAAUUACAAACUAACCCCCAAAAGCAGAUUCUAUAUACACUCAGAUCCUUCCCCAACAAGGAAACAAAAAAAAAAAGGCUACUCGCAAAUGGUGGGAAGCUCUACGGUAGGACUCGGAACGAUGUCAUCUGCUCCAUUACCCAACGGAAAAUCAGUAAUGGAGGAUACUCAGACCGUAAGGGACGUCGAUUACUUCGAUCCGAUGGCGGUGGUGUCAGAGCCGGUCCCGCCAGUGGCUGUGGAAUCGGUAGUGGAUCGUGGAGAUGCUGAGGGGGCCGAAGUCAAUGGAGACAAGGCGGAGAAGAGAGAGAUUGUCCUUGGACGGAACGUGCAUACCACUUGCCUCGCCGUCACGGAGCCGGACGCCGACGACGAGUCUACCGGAGAUAAAGAGGCCUACAUGGCUAGUGUCUUGGCUCGCUACCGGAAAACUCUUAUUGAAAGAACCAAGCACCAUUUAGGGUAUCCAUAUAAUUUGGACUUUGAUUAUGGAGCUCUUGCUCAGCUGCAGCAUUUCUCCAUUAACAAUCUUGGAGAUCCUUUUAUAGAGAGCAACUACGGCGUCCACUCAAGACAGUUUGAAGUGGGUGUUUUGGAUUGGUUUGCUAGGUUGUGGGAAAUUGAGAAGAGUGAAUAUUGGGGAUAUAUCACUAACUGUGGUACUGAGGGCAAUCUUCAUGGAAUCAUUGUUGGGAGAGAAGUCCUUCCUGAUGGAAUUCUGUAUGCAUCAAGAGAAUCUCACUAUUCUGUCUUCAAGGCAGCACGAAUGUACAGAAUGGAAUGCGUAAAGGUGGAUACCUCAGUCACUGGCGAGAUAGAUUGUGCAGAUUUCAAGACUAAGCUGCUUGUUAACAAAGAAAAGCCAGCGAUCAUCAAUGUAAACAUAGGAACCACGGUUAAAGGUGCUGUUGAUGAUCUUGAUCUUGUGAUACAGACUCUUGAAGAAUGUGGUUUUUCACAUGAUAGAUUUUACAUCCACUGCGACGGAGCUUUAUUUGGUCUUAUGAUGCCAUUUGUAAAGCGUGCACCAAAGGUAACUUUCAAAAAGCCUAUUGGAAGUGUAAGUGUUUCUGGCCACAAGUUUGUUGGCUGUCCAAUGCCAUGCGGUGUGCAGAUCACUAGGCUAGAGCACGUCAAUGCCCUCUCCAGGAAUGUAGAGUAUCUUGCUUCUAGAGACGCUACGAUAAUGGGAAGUAGGAAUGGCCAUGCUCCAAUCUUCCUGUGGUACACCCUUAACAGGAAAGGGUACAAGGGCUUCCAGAAGGAAGUCCAAAAGUGUCUUAGAAAUGCUCACUACUUGAAGGAUCGCCUAAGACAAGCUGGAAUAAGUGCCAUGCUCAAUGAGCUGAGCAGCACAGUUGUAUUUGAGCGGCCACGGGAUGAGGAGUUUGUUCGUCAGUGGCAACUUGCUUGUCAGGGAAAUAUGGCACAUGUUGUUGUGAUGCCAAAUGUCACGAUUGAGAAGCUGGAAGGCUUCUUGGAUGCAUUAAUUGAAGGACGUUCAAUAUGGUACAAAGAUGAUAAAGUAAAGCCUCCGUGUCUUGCCGCUGAGAUAGGAAGUGGGAACUGUUCCUGUCCUCUUCACAAGUGAAACAUUUGAUAGGACUCUUAAAAGUCUCCGUUAGUUUGUCUUCAGCAGUCACUUCAUUUGUGUAAUGUUUGUUUGAACAUGGCAGUAUAGCUUGUAUUUCAAACUGUAUUCCAUUUUAAUUCUACUUUUGAAUAUCUAGGAGUGCUAAAUCUGCUUCCAUGAGGGAGAAAGUUGACCUGUU
Molecule: messenger RNA, 1837 nt
Organism: Coffea arabica (coffee)
Lineage: Eukaryota; Viridiplantae; Streptophyta; Magnoliopsida; Gentianales; Rubiaceae
Product: serine decarboxylase
Biological process (GO): carboxylic acid metabolic process
Molecular function (GO): carboxy-lyase activity; pyridoxal phosphate binding
Source: RefSeq, a predicted model, not a curated record